CAGUAAGGUAACGUUCCCUACGUCCUAGUAGUGUAGGCACAAUCUGGCAACCCCAGAUCCUCACAGCAGAGGAUGAGACACGGAGAGCUGAACUGAGUUAGUAGUCCCUAGAACACGAGUAGCACAGGAUGGCUGCUGGAAACGCGUGGAGGUCAACGGUGUCCCAUGUAAUGGGAGCCAUAAAGACUCAGAGCCCACUGCCCAGAACCUUCUCCAGAGGGAUUCAAACGGUAACGUUAAUUCCUGGAGAUGGAAUCGGUCCAGAGAUCUCCACUGCAGUAAUGAAGAUAUUUGAAGCAGCUAAGGCCCCUAUUCAGUGGGAAGAGAGAAACGUGACUGCCAUUAAAGGACCCGGAGGCAGGUGGAUGAUCCCUCCUGAGGCCAAAGAGUCGAUGAACAAAAACAAAAUUGGAUUAAAAGGACCCCUGAAAACACCGAUUGCUGCUGGACACCCGUCCAUGAACCUGCUGCUAAGGAAGACCUUCGACCUUUAUGCUAACGUGCGUCCCUGCGUGUCAAUCGAGGGCUAUAAGACGCCAUACACCGAUGUGGAUCUGGUCACCAUCAGAGAAAACACAGAAGGAGAGUACAGUGGAAUCGAACAUUUGAUUGUGGAUGGAGUUGUGCAGAGUAUCAAACUGAUCACCGAGGAGGCCAGCAGACGCAUUGCUGAGUAUGCAUUUGAGUACGCCAGGAAUAACCAAAGAACCAGUGUCACGGCCGUUCACAAAGCCAACAUCAUGCGAAUGUCUGACGGUCUGUUCCUGAGGAAGUGCAGAGAGGUUGCUGAGAAUUACAAGGAUGUGAAAUUCACCGAGAUGUAUCUGGAUACAGUCUGUCUCAAUAUGGUGCAAGAUCCAUCUCAUUUUGAUGUACUGGUGAUGCCAAAUCUUUAUGGUGACAUCUUGAGUGAUCUGUGUGCUGGACUGAUUGGGGGUCUUGGAGUCACUCCCAGUGGGAACAUCGGAGCCAAUGGUGUUGCUAUAUUUGAAUCAGUACACGGAACUGCCCCCGACAUCGCAGGCAAAGACCUGGCGAACCCCACUGCUCUUUUGCUGAGUGCUGUCAUGAUGCUGCGCCACAUGGGACUGCACGGGCACGCUAAAAAGAUCGAGACCGCCUGCUUCGACACCAUUCGGGAUGAGAAGGUUCUGACCAAAGACCUCGGUGGAAAUGCUAAGUGCUCCGAGUUCACAGCUGACAUCUGCCGAAGAGUGCAGGACAUGGAUUGAGGUUUAUCUAGUGUCUAUGUUCAGAUCUGAUGCCUAAAGAACUGAUGGUCAAAAAAGAAAUUAAUCUUCGCAUCAUUCUGAUAUCUGCUCACGAUUCUACUUGGUGUCUGCAUUUUUGUUUCUCUCUUUUGUCUUAAAUUCUUGUCCUUCAGUGACUGUAUUUGUGAGCUGUUUUACUCUGUCAAAAAGGAACUACAUAAUCGAAGAUAAACUGUAUUUAUUGCCUCGA
Molecule: messenger RNA, 1461 nt
Organism: Carassius gibelio (silver crucian carp)
Lineage: Eukaryota; Metazoa; Chordata; Actinopteri; Cypriniformes; Cyprinidae
Product: isocitrate dehydrogenase [NAD] subunit alpha, mitochondrial
Exons: 11
Coding region: 129-1232 (367 amino acids)
Biological process (GO): isocitrate metabolic process; tricarboxylic acid cycle
Cellular component (GO): mitochondrion
Molecular function (GO): NAD binding; magnesium ion binding; isocitrate dehydrogenase (NAD+) activity
Source: RefSeq, a predicted model, not a curated record